UCCCACAAGAACCUGGGGACCCCCUGCCCACGACGCUGCACCUGACGCCCCUGCGCCGCCAUGGCGGCCAUCCGUCCAGAAUACGACUACUUGUUCAAACUCCUCCUGAUCGGGGACUCCGGGGUUGGGAAAUCCUGCCUCCUGCUGCGCUUCGCUGAUGACAACUACACAGACAGCUACAUCAGCACCAUCGGGGUGGACUUCAAAAUCCGGACCAUUGAGCUGGAGGGAAAGACGAUCAAACUCCAGAUCUGGGACACAGCUGGCCAGGAGCGGUUCCGGACGAUCACCUCCAGCUACUACAGAGGUGCCCACGGGAUCAUCAUUGUGUACGAUGUAACAGACCAAGACUCGUUCAGCAACAUGCACCUGUGGCUGGAGGAGAUCGGCCGCUAUGCCAGCGAGAACGUCAACAAGCUGAUUGUGGGCAACAAGAACGACCUGACCUGCAAGAAAGUGGUGGAUUACACCACGGCCAAGGAAUACGCUGACUCGCUAGAGGUGCCGUUCCUGGAGACCAGUGCCAAGACGGCCGCCAACGUGGAGCAGGCCUUCAUCACCAUGGCGGCUGAGAUCAAGAACCGGGUGGGCAGCGGCCCCACCCCCAAUGACAGCCACCAGCCCAGCCCCCACAUCCAGAGCGCCCCCCUGCGGCAGAGCCGGGCGGGCGCAGAAGGCGGCGACGCGGGCGCAGGCUGCUGUUAAGCCAUUCCCGGCACCGCUGCAUGGCCGUUCCGCCAGCCCUGCUUCGCGCCCGUCGGGGCUUCCAUCGGGGACAAGCUGCGCCACACCAGCCAGGGCCUCGCCAAGUGAGGACGGAUUCCCUGUGGGCCGGAGGACGCGGGGCCCCUUCCUGCGUGGAGGUGGAAGUGGCUACUUGUUCAGGCUGAAUCCACCCAGCCCGAGGCGCGAAGACAAAAGCAGAAAUCCGGGCUGCGCCGUCGUCUGCACCCCUCUUAACGCAGCCCCGGGGGAGCCGAGCGCCGAGUUACUGGUGUCGGGCAUCUGGACUUGGUUUCUGCCGGGGGGGGGGGUGAAAUGGAAUCGGGGGGGGGGGGUUA
This is a messenger RNA of Pelodiscus sinensis (Chinese soft-shelled turtle), 1061 nucleotides long. The record is from RefSeq and is a predicted model, not a curated record. Lineage: Eukaryota; Metazoa; Chordata; Testudines; Trionychidae.